Messenger RNA from Pseudophryne corroboree (corroboree frog), 8240 nucleotides. Its product is annotated as oocyte zinc finger protein XlCOF22-like. NCBI's taxonomy places the organism in Eukaryota, Metazoa, Chordata, Amphibia, Anura, Myobatrachidae. The record is from RefSeq and is a predicted model, not a curated record. The coding region runs from base 475 to 2598 and encodes 707 amino acids. The transcript is spliced from 7 exons.
ACACAAUAGAACGCAAGGCUUACACGGGAAUAAGCUGUAAGUAGCCUUAGCUGCGGUUGCUGCCGGCGGCCCCAGCGGUAUCCGGUAACAUGGCCGCCACCCUCCUGCACUGAGGACAGUUAUUAUUUUCUCCUCCGGAUUUCCUGAUAGUGUUCUGUCCGAUGCUCGUCACCUGACGCUGCAACCACAGAUGCUGUGUAACAGGUUGAUCAUAAUACUCUUUAUGCAGAAUUACAGAGUUUAUAGGUGUUUCAACACAAAAAUAUUUUUUGUAGUGAAGAAGACAUCCGGUGAGUGUGAGACCCCCAGAAGCUGUCCCUAUGGGUCAGGAGAACUGAGCCUCCACCUCACUCACUGAUACAUGAGAGAGACAAUGACCAGAAGAUCCUGGAACUCACCAACAAGAUCAUUCAGCUGCUGACUGGAGAGGAGCGGAAGUAUAUAGAGGAACACAAGGGUCUGUAUGAGGAUGUGAUGAUGGAGAAUCACUGUCCCCUCGCAUCACUGGAUGGAUCCAGUAACAGAAAUACCUCAGAGAGAUGUCCUCAUCCUCUUUGUUCAGAAGAUUAUACAGAGGAAAAUCACAGGACCACACAAGAGUAUCAGGAUGAAGGCCACUUAAAUAAUAUUAAGGUUGAAGAUAUAGAAGGAGAAGGAGAGACGUAUGUAACUGAUAUCAAGGCAGAAGGUAUAGAGGGAGAAGAAGAGAUAAAUGUCACUAAUAUCAAGGCAGAAGAUUUAGGAGAAGAGACAUAUUUCACUGGUUAUAAGGCAGAAGAAAUAGAGGGAGAAAAAGAGACGUAUGUGACUGAUAAAAAGGCAGAAGAUAUAGAGGGAGAAGAAGAGACAUAUGUGACUGGUAUCAAGGCAGAACAUGUAGAGAGAGAAAAAGAGAUGUAUGUGACUGAUAUCAAGGCAGAACAUAUAAAGAGAGAGGAGACGUAUGUGACUGAUAUCAAUGCAAAAGAUAUAGAGAGAGAAGAAGAGACAUAUGUCACUAAUAUCAAGGCAGAAGAUAUAGAGGGAGAAGAGACCUAUUUCACUGAUUAUGAGGCAGAAGAAGAUACGCAUGUCACUGAUAUCGAGACAGAAGAUAUAAAGAGAGAAAAAGAACCGUUUGUGACAGAUAUCAAGGCAGAACAAAUAGAGGGAGAAGAAGAGACAAGUGUGACUGAUAUUAAGGUAGAAGAUAAAGUGAGAACAGAAGAGACAUUUGUGAUGGGUGACCAGCAAUGUAAGGAGGAGGAAAUCCCUACAGAUAUCAACACAGAUGGAAACAAAGCAAGGAAUACCUUGGAGGGAAAUCUCGUUUGGUCCCCAGAUUGUAAAUCAGAAGAUAAGAACAUCACGCAAGGGUCUCCAGAAGAAAACCGCAUUACCCUUAAUAUACAUCCAGCACCUCACAGUGCAGAGAUAUCUGAUCCCCCUGUUCUUGAGGAAUGUUCUGGUAACUCACAUAUUGCUGCACAUUGUACAAAUCAUGGUGGUGAUACAAUCAUUUCUUCUUCUGAAUGUGGGAAAUGUGUUACACAUAAACUAACUCUUGUUAGACAUAAGAAAACUCAUACAGGUAAAAAGACAUUUAAAUGUUCUGAGUGUGAAAAAUGUUAUACACGUAAAUCGAAUCUUGUUACACAUCAAAGGCUUCAUACAGGUGAGAAGCCAUUUCCAUGUUCUGAAUGUGGGAAAUGUUUUAGACUUAAAUCAGCUCUUAUUAGACAUGAGAGAUGUCAUACAGGUGAGAAACCAUUUCCAUGCUCUGAGUGUGGGAAAUGUUUUAGGCAGAUAUCAACUCUUGUCGAACAUCACAGAAGUCACACAGGUGAGAGGCCAUUCCCAUGUUCUGAGUGUGGGAAAUGUUUUACACGUAAAUCGCGUCUUAUUACACAUCAGAGAUGUCACACAGGUGAGAAUUUACUUACUUGUUCAGAAUGUGGGAAAUGUUUUACACAGAAAUUAGAUUUAGUUAUACAUCAGAGAAGUCACACAGGCGAGAGACCAUUUCCAUGUUCUGAGUGUGGGAAAUGCUUUACACAUACAUCACAUCUUGCUAGACAUCAAAGACUUCACACAGGUGAGAAACCAUUUCCAUGUUCAGAGUGUGAGAAAUGUUUUACACGUAAAUCACAUCUUAUUACACAUCAAAGACUUCAUACAGGUGAGAAGCCAUUAACAUGUUCUGAGUGUGGGAAAUGUUUUAGACAGGAAUCAGCCCUUAUUACACAUGAGAGAAUUCACUCAAGUGAGAAGCCAUUUACCUGUUCUGAGUGUGGGAAAUGUUUUACACUGCAGUCAAGUCUUGUUAUGCAUAAGAGAAGUCACACAAGUGAGAUAACGUUUCCAUGCUCUGAGUGUGGGAAAUGUUUUAUACAAAAAUCACAUCUUGAUAGACAUCAAAAACUUCACACAGGUGAGAAACCUUUUCCAUGUUCGGAGUGUGAGAAAUGUUUUGCACGUAAAUCACAUCUUGUUACACAUCAAAGACUUCAUACGGGUGAGAAGCCAUUUCCAUGCUCUGUGUGUGGGAAAUGUUUUAUACAAAAAUCACAUCUUGUUAUACAUGAGAAAAGUCACAUAGUUGAGAACCAGCUACUGUGACAGCAGAAACUCACAGUUAUAUUUCCUUGAGUUGAUAUUCAUGAAACCAUGUUGCAUUCAUAAUUUAUAUACACCAAUCAGCCAUAACGUUAAAACCACUGACAAGUGAAGUGAAAAAAAUAUUGAUUUCUCAUACGUCCUAGAGGAUGCUGGGGACUCCGUAAGGACCAUGGGGUAUAGACGGGAUCCGCAGGAGACAUGGGCACACUAAAAGACUUUGACUGGGUGUGAACUGGCUCCUCCCUCUAUGCCCCUCCUCCAGACCUCAGUUAGACUCUGUGCCCAGGAGUGACUGGACACACACUAGGGGAGCUCUACAGAGUUUCUGUAAAGACUUUGUUAAGUUUUUUAUUUUCAGGGAGACCUGCUGGCUACAGGCUCCCUGCAUCGUGGGACUGAGGGGAUAGAAGUCAGACUACUUCUUCUUAGUUCUAGGGCUCUGCUUCUGCUUCUUAGGCUACUGGACACCGUUAGCUCCAGAGGGUUCGAUCACUUGUUGCGCCUAGCUGCUUGUUCCCGGAGCCACGCCGUCAACCCCCUCACAGAAGCCAGAAGAAAGAAGCCGGGUGAGUAUUAGAAGAACAGAAGACUUCAGUGACGGCAGAAGACUUCAGUAACGGAGGUACAGCGCAGCGGUCGCGCUGCUCUCCAUGCUCCCACACACAAACGGCACUCACUGGGUGCAGGGCACUGGGGGGGAGCGCCCUGGGCAGCAAUUUACUGAUCGUCUCUACACUGGCAUAAGUCGCAUAUUCGGUGCCCGGGCACCGUGUACCAUACCCCCGCCAGUAUGAAGCAGCGGUCGCGCUGCGCGCCAUUGCUCCCACGCCGACUGCACUACAAGGUCGCAGGGGGGGGGGCGCCCUGUGCAGCAGUAUAUACCCUUUUUGAGGGUGGCAGCGAAUGUAUACAGUGUAUCGACACUGUAUAGGGACCCCCACCGGCAUAAAAGAAGCUAUAUUGAUAGCGGGCUGAAGCGCGCCGAGAAGGGGCGGGGCUUAGCCCUCACAACACGAUUCAGCGCUUUUUUUCUCCAUGUUCCCUCCAUAACAAUGGAAACAGUGCAAACGUGGGGGGGGCACAGUGUUUAGUGCUAUAUAGACGACUAUAUAACACUAUUUUAGAUAAAUGGGCUUGUAAUCUGUGUGUUGUGCAUAUAUCUCUGUGUGUUCCCUGUCAGAUACCCACUAUAGCUUUUUAGUCGACAUAUGUCGACAGGCGUGAGUGCUCUGUCACAAACAAGUUAUGGGGAUCACUGUCGGCAUCGCCGACGCCUGUUGGUACUUGAUUCAGUAGAUGCAGUGUCAGCAGGUCGGUAAUUGUUUGCUUGGCAAAAGUAAACACUGUAGGGGAGACACAGUAGUAUGUGGGGGACCCUGUCGGCACCAACUGUUAUUACUGAGUGUAAAUUAACAUGCUGUAACUGCCUUAUACCUGUAUAUAUAUUUAUAUGUAUAUGUAUGGUACGGUUCCUUGGGCCUGUAGCUCGAGCACAAAUAUGGUAGUAUGUGUUGGGGAGUGUUAUUAAAAUUAUAUAUGUAUACUUCCCUUGGACCUCUCGGGGUCACCAGAAGGUUAUUUUGCCUGGUUACUACUCCCUGCUGUCGACGAUUACUAGGUUUUCUGUCUACCAUAAGGUUUCCUGUUAGAUCCACAACUGGGGCUUUCAGUACAUGGUCAUACUCAUUCAGAACACAUUAAUAUUUAGGAUAUGUGUGUAAUUGUGUAUUACAUUAUGUAUAUUCAUAUUAUGAUUUCUAAUGAAUGCUGUAGUAAUAGUAUUCCUUCUCAUGUGCUGGUUGCUCUGUUGAUAAAGCUCUAGGUCGGCCGUGACGAGUUGGUCUCAGAUCCUCUCAAGGAGUCCGAAUGUUUAUUCUUUUCCCGACGCAGAUAGAAUACUGUGAAAGUCAACUCCUGGUCAACACGGGGACCUGUCGCAAAGGAUCGUAUACAGGAAGCUAAGUGAUAUUUUAUUUCUAUGCUUUGGGCUUAUUUGCAUUACAUGCACAUGAGGGAGUGUUUAUAUUCGGAAAAGCAUCCGAUAGAAUUACCCUAAAGAGAGAGGGGAUGUUCCUUAUGUUGAUUCUUCUCUAUAACAUUGCGGCAGGCUGCCGUGCGUAUACAAGAGGUGUGGCCGCGGGAAUGCUGAGGCUGACUCCGAGAGAUACUGGAGUUUUUCCCUGUGACGGUGUACCGCUGUUUGGGGAUGCCUCAGUUCAGUCAAUCUUGGUGGAUACUGCUGGUAAAUCUAACUUUGUGAGUUAGUCUCCUUCACAACGGUUGGUGACGCAUUCUUUUGUGGGAUGCAGUCGUUUUAACCGGUUCGAUAUCGUUCUUUUUUCCUUUUCUGUGCAGACAGUGGAAGGUGAAAAGGUAAGAGUUCUGCAGCCUUGUGAGGUUCGCAGAAGCGGAUGUCGUUUUCUGUUUCUACCACAUCCACCACAUGUCGCUGAGUCUAUCUGGCUGGAGCCCACUCCGGUGGAAACUCGUCUACUACUUUUCAGUCAGUCCGGGAAUAGACUAGGAUCUGUGAGUUAAUUAUAGAAUCCAAAGGGGGACAUUCUGGCAUUACAGAUGUUUCCCCUCACUGAUUUUUCUAAUAGAUCUUGCCGUUUCCCCUCUGGAAGGGGAGGUAGUAUGCAACGCCAUACCAGAGGUGCGUCAGGUUCAGGGAAUUGUCCUGCUGUCCCUGUUUUAAAAAACAAAACAAAAAAAAAACGAAGAGGUUUAAAUACGUUGAUCUCCGCAUUUAGUUACCUGGGUGGAUAUCCAGGAUUGUCUUUGCCAUUUCACCGGAGUGAUGGCAGUGGGAUGGUAUUCUUUCAAUAGUAAGAGCCAUUGUUGUUCUGUACUUGGACACUCUCCUGAUCAAGGCGAGGUCAAGACACAAGUGGUGUAAAUCGUUGUUUUCUCUCUGACUGUUCUUCAACACAGGAGAAGGCUGUUGUUCCCAACGACGCAGGCGUCGGAGGUGGGUAUCAGAGUAGAUACGGAACGGUUGAAGUUCUGUGUGUUCCUGUGGAAAGAGAUCUGAGGAUCCGUAGUCGGAUCAGAUUUGCAGUGACAAUCCAUCAAUAUGUUCCAUUGAUGAAGAAGAUCGAUGCAGCCUAAGAGGCCUUUUCGGUGAGCAGGUCAAAUGCCCGACUGGUUUUCACGGGGCCAGUUGGAAAUGUGGUCCGGGUCUCACCUGCACAUGCGCCGGAAUAUAAUCCUAAUGGCCAGGUUUUCGCUCCUGUGGUGUCUGCUCAGUUCUCACCUCCUAGAGGGACGAAGGUUCGGAAUACAGGAUGAGAUCCUGGUGUCCAUGCAUGCAGAUCUCCGAGACUGGGGAGCAGUCCGUGCAAUGGAAGUAUUUCCAGAGGAAAAGUUCAAGCUGGGAAGCUUGUCUGCAAUAAGCUUUCUUGAAUUAAGAGCUAUUUUCAAUGAACAUAUGCUUCGUGAUCUGCCCGUGUUAAUUCUGUCGGACGACUUGACAGCAGUGGUGUAAGUAAGCCGCUAGGGCAGAACAAGGAGCAAAGCGGCAAUGGCAGAUGCGGAAAAAAGUUUUCCGCUGGGUGGAAAGACUGGUAAACGCUAUAUUAGCAGUCUUCAUUCCGGAUGUGAACGAUGGAGACUUGGAUUCCUCUGCAGACGUGAUCUCCAUCCGGGAGAAAUACGGUCGUCAUCGAGAAGUUUUCACUGAAGCGACAAGUCUUUGAGGAGUGCCUCAAUCGGACAUGUUGGUGUCUCGCCUCAACGAGAGAUAUCAGUGAUAUUGUUCCAGGUCAGAAGACACUCAAGCUAUAGCAGUGGACGUCCUCGGGGCACCUUGGGUGUUUGCAGUUGGUCUAUGUGUCCCCUUUGUUUUCACUCUUCUGAAGGUGAUAAACGUAAGAAGAACAAAGGUUCAGGUGAUCCUCAUUGUUCCGGUCUAAACGAGGAGGGCUUGGUAUCCGGUUCUUCAGGAUCUACUCUUAGAAGAUCCCUGGCCUCUUCCUCUACGUGAGGAACUGUUACAACAAGAUCCGGGCGUGUAUCAAAACUUACCGUGGCUGCGUUUGACGGCGUGGCGGUUGAACGCCUGAUCCUAACCAGAAAGGAUAUUCCCAGUGAAGUCGUUUCCACACUUCUUCGGACUAGAAAAGAAGUAACGGCAAUGCCUUACCACCGUGUUUGGAGAAAAUGUGUGUCUUGGUGUGAAUCCAAGAAGGCUACUACGGAAGAUUUCAGCUGGGUCGUUCUUCUCCAUUCUUUGCAAGCCGGUGUGGGUGCAGGCCUAAAGUUAGGCUCCAUUUCAGUGCGGUUUUGGCCUUAUAAAUUUUCUUUCGAGAAAAAAUUGGCAACCUUUCCGGAAGUUCGGUCCUUCGUGGAAGGAGUACUGCACAUCCAACCUCCAUUUGUGCCCCCAUUGGUACCGUGGGACCUUGACGUGGUGUUGCGUUUUCUUGUGUCAAAAUGUUUGGAACCUUUAUGAAAGGUUGUGUUAAAAAUUCUCUCUUGGAGAGUGGUCAUGCUUUUGGCUUUGGCGUCCGCAGGGCAGAUGUCGGAAGUAGCGGCUGGGUCUCACAAGAGCCCCUGUUUGAUCUUCCAGGUGGAUAGAGCGGAAUUGAGAACUCGGAUAAUAGUUCGGCCAACGGUGGUUUCGGUGUUUCGCAGAAACCUGCCUACUUGAUGCCUGUGGUUGCUUAAGCAUUGGCUGAUUCAAGGUCUCUCGAUGUAGUCUGGGCUUUGAAUAUUUAUGUCGCCAGUUUGGCUCAGAUUGGGGAAAAAGAGGCUCUGUUUGUCCGGUAUGCCCCAGCGUGAUUGGGGCGCCUGCGUCUCUGCAGUCUCUUACACGCUAGAUCUGUGAUACGAUUCGGCGUGCUUGUUCUACGGCUGGAUUGCCGUUACUGAAGUCGGUGGUGACCCAUUCUACUAGGUAGAUGGGCUCUUCUUGGGCGGAUGCCCGAGGAGUCUCGCCGGUUCAACGUUGCAGAGCGGAUACUUGGUCGGGUUCAAACACUUUGGCUAAGCUAUAUAAGUUUGAUACCCUGGCUGAUGGGGACCUCAUGUUUGCUCAAUCGGUGCUGCAGAGUCGUCCGCACUCUCCCGCCCGGUCUGGAGCUUUGGUAUAAUCCCCAUGGUCCUUACGGAGUCCCCAGCAUCCUCUAAGACGUAAGAGAAAAUAAGAUUUUAAACCUACCGGUAAAUCUUUUUCUCCUAGUCCGUAGAGGAUGCUGGGCGCCCGUCCCAGUGCGGACAUAUUUCUGCAAGGCUUGUAUAUAGUUGUUGCUUACAUAAGGGUUAUGUUACAGUUGGGAUCAGUCUUUGGCUGAUACUGUUUUGUUCAUACUGUUAACUGGUUGCGUAUAUUCCAUGUUAUACGGUGUGGAUGGUGUGGGCUGGUAUGUAUCUCGCCCUUAGAUUAACAAAAAUCCUUUCCUCGUACUGUCCGUCUCCUCUGGGCACAGUUUCUCUAACUGAGGUCUGGAGAAGGGGCAUAGAGGGAGGAGCCAGUGCACACCCAUUGUAAAGUUCUUUGUAGUGCUCAUGUCUCCUGCCGAGCCCGUCUAUACCCCAUGGUCCUUACGGAGUCCCCAGCAUCCUCUACGGACUAGGAGAAAAAGAUUUACCGGUAGGUUUAAAAUCUUAUUUUCGUCAAUUUAUGUCAAACAGGUGUAAAA